Messenger RNA from Botrytis deweyae, 288 nucleotides. RefSeq lists its product as uncharacterized. NCBI's taxonomy places the organism in Eukaryota, Fungi, Ascomycota, Leotiomycetes, Helotiales, Sclerotiniaceae. The coding region runs from base 1 to 288 and encodes 95 amino acids. The transcript has a single exon. The record is from RefSeq and is a predicted model, not a curated record.
AUGGCAAGAAGUACCGACUUUGUGGAGAAUUUCGUCUUGUCUGUAACGACGAUGCUUUGUCGAUCAAGAUAUCAAAGGAUUGAAUAUGGAGGAAAGAUAGAGCUUAUUCUCAAUCAGUGCGAGUACAUCGCAAAGGAUCGAGGUGAACUUGGAAUUCUCAUGCCACUAUUUUCAAGUUCUUUGUACAGCAAGCAUGAAAUCAUUGACAUGGGAAUUCAAGGAAUUCGUCGCAGACAUCCACGUUCUCCCGAGUUAUGUAGGAUCGACUAUUGGAAAACGCAUGGAUAG